AUGCAGCCAGCACUUGAAUCCCGCCUCAUGGCCCUGCCGCCUGAGCUGCGCUGCCAUGUCUACUCUUUUCUGCCCGAGCUCGUGUACAAGUACAUAUGGCCCGUCGUCAAGUCAUCUCCCGUCGGCGUGUGCAGCUGGCCGUACUAUAGGUUGCCGACGUCGUUGCUCUUGAUCAGCAAGCUCAUCUAUCAAGAAACCGGAGAUGCAUUGGUCCAAAAACAAUUGCGUAAUCUCAACGAGCAAUACCCGCCGGUCGUUGUUUUGGGACCAGCCAAAUUACAGUACGAGCCACGAAAUGGCUUCAUGGACGAGUUGUUCGGUCUUUUGUCAAGGCACAAUGGCAACACUUCAUCCGUGUACGAUGGCAGUGAGACCCUUGCUGGACGCAAUCCUAAGCGCAUAUGUAAUGGCAUCACAGCUUGGACCAACCAGAGUCUCGAGACGAGACUUGGAGUCCACUGGGAACAAGUUUACCAGCGCCUCCCUAGAGAGCUGGGCUACUCGAAAGAGAAUCUGGAGACUUUCGUCACAUGCACCUUGACCAGGAUGGCACAUAAUAAUGCCAAAGAAGCCCGGAUUCGACUAUUGAUUCGUGGCAGCGCUCUUAACAAGGCUUGGCUCUGGGAAAGACGUAUGAUGGACUAUCUUAUUCAGUACAAGACGAGAGCAAUCUUGAAUUUCCGUUGCGAUGCUGAGAGUAUGCGUUCCAGCGAAGCAGUGACUGUUGUCCUUCCACCUCAACCACAUGGUGAUUACGUUGAUGAAUUUAUUGCAUGGAUGCGGGGGGAAAACUUUGGUUUCGAACUAGAAGCACCGUCAAUCCAGGACGAACGGCUGUUCAGUGAGCAUGGCCACUAUAACACUUAUCACGGCAAUGUAAAAGCAGAAAUGGUAUAG
Molecule: messenger RNA, 897 nt
Organism: Bipolaris oryzae ATCC 44560
Lineage: Eukaryota; Fungi; Ascomycota; Dothideomycetes; Pleosporales; Pleosporaceae
Exons: 1
Coding region: 1-897 (298 amino acids)
Source: RefSeq, a predicted model, not a curated record